Molecule: messenger RNA, 1029 nt
Organism: Aspergillus calidoustus
Lineage: Eukaryota; Fungi; Ascomycota; Eurotiomycetes; Eurotiales; Aspergillaceae
Source: the annotation of a GenBank genome assembly
UUUGAUAGGUGAUCUUAAGCUCUUACCUAGGUAUAAAUACAGCUGGGCAUCGCGUUCAUGGCCAAAAGAAUCUUUUACAACACUUACACUAAGAACCAACUUUCUACGACGCCAUGGCCCCAACCACAGCCCCGUGGGCAGAUACGCCCUUCGACCUCGUCCCCAGUCCACGAUUCACAGAGAAAAAUGCCGACCCUAAAACAAUCUUCACAGCAAACGAAAUGGCCGUCUCGCACAACAUCUACAUCCGCGGCCUAAACGCCAUCUACAACCAGGCUCCACAAGUUACAUCACCGGCAGAGAUAAAAGAUUUCCUCACAUUCUGCCAGAUCUGGCUGGAGGUUAUUCAUCACCACCACAGCCUUGAAGAGGAGAUCAUGUUCCUGGGAAUUGAGCGGGAUUUGGGGAAGGAAGGGAUUAUGCAGGGGAAUCUCGAGCAGCACCGGGCUUUUGAGGGGGCGAUGGAGGAGUUUAGAAGGUAUGUUGAGAAGAUAAGCACGAACCAGGGUAAGGGGGAGGAGUGUGAGAGGUAUGAUGGGGUCGUGCUCCGGGGUUUGGUUGAUAAGUUUGGGGCGGUGCUUGUCGAGCAUUUACAUGAGGAGAUUCGGAAUCUGCUGCAGGUUGCGAGGGAAUAUGAUGUCUCGGGGGAGGUGCUCAAGAAGAAUUAUUUGGCGUUUGAGAAGAGGUUGGUUGCGGAGAGUUCUUGGACCCGCCACCAUCCAUUCAUCUUCGGCAGUCGCGACGCUACCUUCGAGAAUGGCGUGAACGGCAACUGGCCUGCGGAUGUGCCGUUCUUCAUCCCGUAUGUGAUUUCAGGCGUGCUCUCGAGGAAGUUGGGGAAUGGCGUGUGGCGGUUCUUGCCGAGUGAUUUUCAUGGGAAGCCGAGGUCCUUGCCGUUUGCUAAGCCAUAGACCAGUUUGUGCUUAUGAGAGUGGGGGAGAGAAGUAGGGAGAGUCUGGCGUGGUGGUUGCGACCUGGGCAGGCUCAGCGGGUUGUAAGUACGGAGUUGGUAAGGAAGAGCGCCUGUGU